Molecule: messenger RNA, 2581 nt
Organism: Mirounga angustirostris (Northern elephant seal)
Lineage: Eukaryota; Metazoa; Chordata; Mammalia; Carnivora; Phocidae
Gene: PUS10
Product: pseudouridine synthase 10
Exons: 18
Coding region: 243-1841 (532 amino acids)
Biological process (GO): tRNA pseudouridine synthesis
Molecular function (GO): pseudouridine synthase activity; RNA binding
Source: RefSeq, a predicted model, not a curated record
GGCCUCUCUGGGACUAGUCGGGCUCUGGCCCGGAGUUCAAUCCCACGCACUUGUACCCCAGCGUGGGUGGCGGUGGGAUGAAGGGUUGUGGCGGCGCGACAGGCAGUUUUUUUGGUUUCUCCACAAACAAGAAGAGGAGAGAGUUCACUCAGCCCUUGCGAGAGGGCCUGGUACUUUCGUUCUAAAGCUUUCGUUUCCUCGGGGAACAGAAUUGCUACACGCAGUAGUUAUAAUUAUUCAAUAUGUUUCCACUGACUGAGGAAAACAAGCAUGUGGCCCAGUUGUUGCUCAGUACUGGUACCUGUCCAAGAUGUAUUUACAGAUUCUGUGGUGUGGAUUUUCAUGCACCUUACAAACUUCCCUACAAGGAGUUGCUCGAUGAACUACAGAAAUUUCUGGAAACUGAAAAAGAUGAAUUAAUUUCGGAAGUUCCAAACCCACCUCCUAAGAAAAUACGACUACAAGAACUAGAAGAUGGGAUUGAUGGGAUUGAUAAUUUAAGUCAAAAUGGAAAGGGAAGGAUCUCCGUUAUUGAAGAUGGUAGCAUUGCUUCCAAGAACUCAAAUUUAAAUGUGUGCAAUGUAUGUCUAGGAAUUCUUCAAGAAUUCUGUGAAAAAGAGUUCAUUAAAAAGGUGUGCCAAAAAGUUGAGGCCUCUGGGUUUGAAUUUACCAACUUGGUAUUUUCAGUCUCCUUUCCACCACAGCUAUCUGUAAGAGAGCAUGCUGCAUGGUUGCUGGUAAAACAGGAAAUGGGAAAACAGAGUCUGUCGCUGGGAAGAAAUGAUAUAGUUCAGCUAAAAGAAGCCUACAAAUGGAUAACUCACCCCCUGUUUUCAGAGGAACUGGGUGUUCCCAUUGAUGGAAAGAGCUUGUUUGAAGUGAGUGUGGUCUUUGCUCACCCAGAAACAGUUGAGGAUUGCCACUUCCUACGUGCAAUAUGCCCAGAUUGCUUCAAGCCAGCCAAAAACAAACAGUCAGUGUUCACUAGAAUGGCAGUUAUGAAAGCAUUGAAUAAGAUAAAAGAAGAGGAUUUCCGCAAGCAGUUUCCUUGUCCUCCAAACUCACCAAAGGCUGUAUGCACUGUUCUUGAAAUUGAGUGUGCUCAUGGUGCUGUUUUUGUGGCUGGGAGAUAUAAUAAAUAUUCCAGGAAUUUACCACAGACUCCUUGGAUAAUUGAUGGAGAAAGGAAGCUGGAAUCUUCAGUGGAAGAAUUAAUUUCAGAUCACCUUUUGGCAGUAUUCAAGGCAGAGAGUUUUAAUUUUUCCUCCUCUGGAAGAGAAGAUGUAGAUGUGAGAACAUUAGGAAAUGGAAGGCCCUUUGCAAUUGAGCUGGUGAAUCCUCAUAGAGUACAUUUCACUUCACAAGAAAUUAAGGAACUUCAGCAGAAAAUUAAUAAUUCAUCUAACAAAAUCCAAGUCCGUGACUUGCAGCUUGUCACAAGAGAGGCAAUAGGACAUAUGAAAGAAGGCGAAGAAGAAAAGACCAAGUCCUAUAGUGCCUUAAUAUGGACAAAUAAAGCCAUACAGAAGAAAGACAUUGAAUUCCUAAAUGGCAUAAAGGACUUAAAGAUCGACCAGAAAACACCUCUGCGGGUCCUUCACCGGAGGCCCCUGGCUGUGAGAACUCGCAUUAUUCAUUCCAUGGAGACAUGCUAUGUGGAUGAACAUCAUUUCCACCUCUAUCUGAAGACUCAAGCUGGAACCUACAUUAAAGAGUUUGUGCAUGGAGACUUUGGGAGAACCAAGCCAAACAUUGGCUCUCUAAUGAAUGUGACUGCAGACAUUCUUGAGCUGGAUGUUGAGUCUGUAGAUGUUGACUGGCCCCCUGCUCUGGAUGACUAGCUUUCAAAUUUGGACACACAGAGUAGGGUUUUCGUGGCAUGAUGUGGACCUCCAUUCAGCAUACACUGUAUAAUGGCUGUUAACUCACCAUUACAGUGUCUUGGAAACCAUUUGGAUCAUGUUGAUCUAUGUAUUUUAAAAUUUGUUGUAACAUCUCAGGAUCUAUGUAUGUGUAUAUUUUGUGUUAAAUGUUCUAAGGAUGUCUUACGAUUUUUCUUGUUCCCUCUCCAACCCCUACAUGCCAGACUAUGAAUAAUGAAAACAUUCUCUUAAUUCUUUCAUUUAGAGAAGUACACAAACAGGAUACGUUCUCUGAUAAUCUGAGAAGCUAUAAUUUCUUUUAGCAAAAUUUCCCUCCACAAGACAUACCACCUUCAAAAUCAUGUUCUAAAUUUUAAAAAUGAUCUUGAUAAAAGUUAUAUCUAGAUUUAUACAGCACAGUAUCCUAUAAUAUUCUAAGAUAUCAAAUGCAAAUCUAACAUCAUUAAUAUUUUUCCCAGUAAGCUUUAAUCAAGCUAUUACCCACAGAAGUACUUUUUGUAUAAUCUGUCACAAAUCUUAAUGACUUCAAGUUACUAUUUUGACGACUUAAAAAUAUCAGUAUGUUUCCUGGGGAGGGAAAGUGAAACCUUAGGAAUUGAGGCAUACCCUGUUAAGAGACUUCCAUAAAUCUUUUAAAUAAGGAGACACAAGUGCCUUCAGUAACUUCAAACCCAGGGAUAAGAUUUUGAAAAAUUAAG